Molecule: messenger RNA, 1345 nt
Organism: Salvelinus fontinalis (brook trout)
Lineage: Eukaryota; Metazoa; Chordata; Actinopteri; Salmoniformes; Salmonidae
Exons: 4
Coding region: 96-842 (248 amino acids)
Source: RefSeq, a predicted model, not a curated record
AAGCCAAACCACACAAAAAAAGAGGAUGUAGCCUGUGCUUCAACCUUGUCUCUAGAAGGCGGAAACAGUAUCCAUUUUGAAGGUCCCAUUUCAAUAUGGCAUGUGUAGUUAUCGCUCUUACAAUCUUACCAGUGGUGAUGGGAGGUACCACUGGUUACCUGGGAGAUUCUGUCACCUUGUCUUCUGGAGCCAACUCAUCCUGGAACUUGAGCAAGAUAGAGUGGUCUAUAUUCAGCAACAACACCUGGAUUGCAACGUACAGGAAAGAACCACACACUCUCAAAACAGACCGUUUCUGGCAGUUUCAGGAUCGUCUAAGACUCAACAUCUCCUCCGGGGACUUAGAGAUAAGAGAUGUGAGGAUAGGGGAUGCCCUGGUUUACUCGGUUCUCCUUCAAGACAUUAAGGGAGAGCAGCAUAGUGUACCUGUCCAGCUCACUGUGACAGAGCGUCCCAGCGUCCGUAAGGUCUUCAACAUGUUGAAGGACAGCCAUUGUGUGAUGGCUCUUCAGUGCUCCUCUUCGGUGAAGGACACCCACCUCUCCUGGGAACCAGAGGCUGCGUUUGAGGAUGCCUUCUGGAGGAGGAAUCCCAGCACCAACGUCUCUGUCGUCUGGAUGUCUUACAGCCCCAACAGAAAUGCCACCUUCAACUGUACUGCCAGCAAUGGGCUCUCUAAAGCCUUCCGGGUUGUGACGGAGAGAUGCCAAGAGCCCGACGUGUUGGGAGAGACCCGCAUCCCUGGAAUAGGUUUUGUAAUGGUGCUCUUAGGAAUUGUGUUUGGAUGUCUUUUAACAUAUAUUUAUUUUAGAGUAAAAAUGUUCUGCGUACCAAUUUUGUAAACUUUGUUUUCAUGUGCAUGAUGCCUUGCUUAAAAUUGAUGUAAAAAAAAUCCGCUGCAGCUGAUUUGCUUGAUCCUUUCAACUGUCAGCUAAGAUCCUUCCAAGCUACGUGUCACACCCUGGCCUUUGUUAUAUUGAUUUUCUUUAUUAGUUUAGUUAAGUCAGGGUGUGACAUGGGGGUUGUUUGUGUGUUUUGUCUAGUUUAGGGUGUGUGUAUUGUUUAGGGGGUUUUGAAGAUGUAUGGGGUUGUGUUCAGUGUAGGCGUUUAGGAAAGUCUAUGGUUGCCUGAUUUAGUUCUCAAUCAGAGACAGCUGUUUAUUGUUGUCUCUGAUUAGGAGCCAUAUUUAAGGCAGCCAUAGGCUUUAGGUGUUUGUGGGUAAUUGUCUAUGUUGAACGUUUGUAGCUUGUGUAUGCACUUACGUUUGUAGCUUCACGGUCGUUUAUUGUUUUGUUUUGUAAAAGUGUUCUUUUAGUCAUCUCUAAUAAAAAAAGAUGUCCUCAUA